Vitrella brassicaformis is the source of this 790-nucleotide messenger RNA. The record is from the annotation of a GenBank genome assembly. Lineage: Eukaryota; Vitrellaceae.
GAGAGGAAGGCACCUCCGUCGAAAUGGGAGGAGAACGACUUGACGGCAAGGACAGGUGAUACUCUGGCAGGAAAUCUGCCCAUUUAUCGCUUUGUGAUGGUGGAGAGAGAGGUUGAUGACGUGGCAUUCAUGCGGAUGGCUUUUGAGGAGGCAAAGAAGGGCGCUCAGGAGGGCGGCAUCCCAAUUGGAGCUGUGCUCGUCUUGCUCGAAGACCCACCCAAAGUGCUGGGCCGCGGACACAAUCAAAGGUGACAGUCAUGGCCGCACCGACGUCGACUUCACUCACUCAUCGUCGCGUGUGUGUGUGUCUAUCUGACUGCAGGGUGCAGAAGCGGUCAGCAACGCUCCACGCAGGUCAGUUGGAAUGAUGGCAUCGGAAUGAUGCAUAUCACCGGCCGCCUCAUUCACUUCCGUGUUUGCCGCGCAUCGCAUGCGCUCUCUGUCUCGUUUUGCUUGGCAGAGAUGGACUGCGUCGAGAACGCCGGCCGCCUGGUCGGCAGCGUGUACAAGAAUACUUGCCUGUAUACCACUCUCUCGCCGUGCGACAUGUGCACCGGGUGCAUCCUCUUGUACGGCAUUCCGAGGGUGGUGAUCGGCGAGAACCACUCGUUCAGGGGCAAGGGUGAGGAGCUGCUGCGGUCGAGAGGAGUGGAGGUGGUGGUGCUUGACGACGCUGAGAUACGGGGGUACUUCUGUGAGUGGAUAAGGCGGAAUGAGGGGCUCUGGAACGAGGAUAUCGGCGUGUGAGUGCCGGCCGCCCAGCCGGCCGGCCAUCGAUCCGGCCACUCCG